AUGAAACAGUUCAGGGUGGGAGGCAUCGACGACGAUGUCCAGACCAAUAUUCGCAAGGUGCUGGAUAUCUCCAAAGCUGCGAACUUUCUCAGCCAGAGUCGGAAAACCGAGAGCUCGAUAUUACCGCCGAGCACCCCAGUCUCGCUUGAGAGCACGGGAAGAGGCCGAAGUUUCAAAGUUCCAAGCAGCAUCGGGCGCAAGAGAUCAUCCAGUUCUAUUAAUGCCCCAAUUCCUCCGGGGAAGCGAACAUGUUCCACCUCCCCGACCAAAAAGACAAUCAGUCUCACCCUCUUGAACCGUGUCCACCGAAGAGUUAUUGUGUCUGACUACGGAAAACCUAUUUACCAGGCAAGUUCUUGCGCCAUAAUGCUGGCCGCGUUAGAAGGUUGGGUAAAAGUACCUCACACCGUACUACAGCCCGCUUUGGCCAUGGAUAAAUAG
This is a messenger RNA of Exophiala oligosperma, 441 nucleotides long. RefSeq lists its product as uncharacterized. The transcript is spliced from 2 exons. Bases 1 to 441 code for a protein of 146 amino acids. NCBI's taxonomy places the organism in Eukaryota, Fungi, Ascomycota, Eurotiomycetes, Chaetothyriales, Herpotrichiellaceae. The record is from RefSeq and is a predicted model, not a curated record.